CUUCGAUUGGAAAACUUCUAUUUUAAUUUGACCAAACAAUGACAAAGCUUCUUUAGUAAUAUUUUAUACUACCAUCUAAACACCAGAACACAAAUGUAAAAUUUCCAUGUUUGUCUUGGAAGUGAUGUUCGUAAAACAAGUUUCGAAGCCAUAUUUUUCCGGACAACGAGACGCAUCAUUUUUUUCAGAAACUUUUUUUCUGUUACGCUAGCCGCAUUUUAGUAAAAUAGUGUUCAUUUACAAAAUAAUAUUUUCUUUUUUAUUUUUUUCGAUUUGUGUAUAUUACAAAUGAGAAUGCUUUUUUUUCGCAGGUAUCAUAUUAACCCUGAGCACAAAAUGUAUUUUUUCGGUUUAUUAUUAAUAUUGUUUUUAAUAUAUGUUAUCUUUAACAUUUAUGUAUGGUGGGUUAUUAUGGAGGGUAAAAUUUGCCGCGGAGAAUUUGUCGUGAAAGGAAAACAUAUAUGUAUUACAGGAGGAUCGGAAGGAAUUGGACUGAACGUUGCAUUAUGUUUUUUACAACGUCAUGUGAAGGUCAUCACCAUUAUAUCUCGUUCAUAUAGUAAAAUUGAACAUGCUCUUCAAACAAUUGUUGCUGAGGCACAAAAGUCAAGAAAGGAAAAUCUUGUGGUUCAAGGAUUCCAUGGAAAUGUCACCGAUUACAAAUUUAUACAAUCUCUGUUUACCUAUAUUGAAUCGCCAGAAAAUAAUGUUUUUUCUCUACAGGAUUCUUUCGUUAAGGGUUAUUAUAUUAAGGAAACAUCAGUCAUAACGACUUCUCCCACACAAGCCAGAAUCGACGUUUUAGUGAAUUCCGCUGGAAUUUGCAUUUCUGACCUUUUUCACAAAAUGACACCUGGAGAGUUACAUUAUCAAAUGAAUGUCAAUGUUUUGGGAACCUUAUACCCCUCCCAACAAAUUAUGAAGUCUGCUUACGCUGAUUCGUGCUUAAAUUCGAACAGUGUUCAACUAAGAAAAAAACCGUCUCGCGUGAUUGUUAUCCUGAGCUCACAAGCUGGUCAAACUAAUAUGUAUGGAUUUGUCGCUUAUGGAGCAUCCAAAUUUGCUUUAAGAGGUGCUUGGGAAGCCCUAUCAAUGGAAGGCUACCCUGUAGGCGUUCGAACUAUUUGUGUUUUCCCACCCAGUACUGAUACACCAGGGUUUGUGGAAGAGAAUUUACGUAAACCACAUAUAACCAAAGAAUUAGAAGGAAUGUCGUCUCUUAUGCCUGCUCGCACAGUUGCGCAAAGUAUUGUGGAUGGUAUAUGCAAACAAGGUUGUUAUCAAAUAAAUUACAACGUAAUUGGAAGAUAUAUAGAAGCUAACUCCCAUGGUUUUUCUCCAUAUUCCUCCUAUUUCGAAUACAUGAGAAAGAAAUUUGACUAUGCCACUUCACUGUUCCUAACAGUUUAUUGGAACUAUCGCUGGAAAAAAGAAAUACAGCGCCAUGCUUUAUAUACACAAUGUACGAAAUCAGAACAAAUCUCUUUUCAAACAAAAAAUUUUUUUCUUGCGUCUAUUGAAACAGCGUUACAAAAUUCUGACGAGAGUUUACAAAGCAAACAAAAAAAAGAAAAUUAAAAAGUAUUCCAAAACAAUUGGUUGAACUUUAUGAAUCAAAAAAAUUUGUUUAUCAAGGUACACUGUUUUGAAAGAAUAUACUUUUCUUAGAACACAAUAUUUAAAACGAGUUAAUGUAUUACAUAGUAAAAAAAAACAAUAUGAGGCACAG
This is a messenger RNA of Hylaeus volcanicus, 1729 nucleotides long. RefSeq names its product 3-ketodihydrosphingosine reductase-like. Gene Ontology annotation, molecular function: 3-dehydrosphinganine reductase activity. Gene Ontology annotation, biological process: sphingolipid biosynthetic process. The record is from RefSeq and is a predicted model, not a curated record. Lineage: Eukaryota; Metazoa; Arthropoda; Insecta; Hymenoptera; Colletidae. The transcript is spliced from 10 exons. Gene Ontology annotation, cellular component: endoplasmic reticulum membrane. The coding region runs from base 289 to 1578 and encodes 429 amino acids.